AUGACCAAUAAUAUUGUAACUUUGACGAGAAUGCUUGAUUAUGUUUUGAGGAAAUCCAAUGAUUAUGACAACAUUAAUAUCGUUAUUGGCAACGAAAGCUGCGAUCUAGAUUCAGCGGUUUGCUCCAUUGUCUACGCUCUAUAUUUAAAUUGGCAACACAAUCAGAUAAAAUGCAAGGUAUGCACGAAAGACAAACGUGGUGCUUCAUCCAAAGACGAUAUAUUCAUCCCGAUAUUAAACAUGGUCAGACAGGAUUUUGCUCUCAAAACAGAGGUCAUGUAUCUUUUCAAUAAACUGGGAAUCACAGAAGGUGAUUUAAUUUUUAGAAACGAUUAUGAUUUGUGCAGUUUGCUACGAGAUUCUAAGUGCAACGUGGUUUUGGUAGAUCAUCAUGUACUGGCUGCUAAUGACGUUUUUCUGUCAGCCUUUGUCACCGAGAUCAUUGAUCACAGACCACUAGAUAAAUCAAGGUGGACCUACAAAGGCGAUACAAGAUUAAUCAUUGAGAUAGUCGGUUCAUGCGCUACCCUUGUAACACGUCGAAUCAAAGAGAUGUGCUUACUAUUAGGAAAGGAAUUCCAGUUCUUCAAAGACCACAUGCCCUGUAGUCAAAUGCUGUAUUCAACAAUCAUCCUAGACACGGUGAAUUUCUCGAAAGAAUUCAAUAAGGGAACACCAGAGGACGAGGAAAUGAUUGACUUGCUGGAGCGAGUUUUGAUGAUUGAAAAUCCCAUUGACGAAAGGCAACGGGUAUUGGAUGAGCUGACAAAGGCCAAAAGUGACGUAUCGAAAUUAACGGCGUCACAAUUGCUCAGGAAAGACGUGAAAAUCGUCGAAGACGUAUUAAUACCCAGCUUCCCGAUGUUAGUGGAGGAGUUCCUACGGCUGGAUGAUGCUGUUGACGCUGUAAAGGAAGUCUUGAGCCAGCGCGAGUGUUUAGUAGCUUUGCUGCUAGGAAUGGAUCUGACAAGUGGAAUGAAGAGAGACAUGGCGGUGAUGUCCCCGAACAAUGAGAAUCUGGCCGAAAAGCUCGAUUCGUUUCUCGUUGAAUGGUCGUCGCCGUCGUUCGAGCUGCGCCCGCGUGACGGUGCGGUCCGUGGACAGCUGCGCUUGUCGGCGACCCGCAAACAGUACGUGCCGGUCGUGCAGGAGUUCUUUCGGUCGCUAUAAUAAAUGAAUCCCAACUAA
Messenger RNA from Bombyx mori (domestic silkworm), 1188 nucleotides. It is a transcript of the gene pn, whose product is annotated as exopolyphosphatase PRUNE1. The transcript has 10 exons. Gene Ontology annotation, cellular component: cytoplasm. The coding region runs from base 1 to 1170 and encodes 389 amino acids. The record is from RefSeq and is a predicted model, not a curated record. NCBI's taxonomy places the organism in Eukaryota, Metazoa, Arthropoda, Insecta, Lepidoptera, Bombycidae. Gene Ontology annotation, molecular function: exopolyphosphatase activity.